AUGCCAAAGAACUCUCCAGAGCCAGGCCAGGCUCUGCAGUGCUACGAAUGUAAAAUUGGCUUCUGGAACCUGUGCAUCACGAAGACGGUGACGUGCGCAGAAGGAGAGCGUUGCUUCAGCGGCAAAGGCAAAGCAGCUGGCUUCGUGGACGUCUCCAUGAAGGGUUGCCUGAAAUUGAACAAGUGCAAUUCCACCGAGGACGUGAAUUUCCCCUCCAGCAGCAACACCACCAUCUACAAAAUGACCAAGACUUGCUGCCUCGGCAACCUGUGCAACGCCGCGCCGGGCGUCUCCAGCUCGGCGCUGGUCCUCUCCACCGUCGCCGCUUUGCUUAUGGCACACAUGUUGGUGUAA
Nerophis lumbriciformis (worm pipefish) is the source of this 354-nucleotide messenger RNA. Lineage: Eukaryota; Metazoa; Chordata; Actinopteri; Syngnathiformes; Syngnathidae. The record is from RefSeq and is a predicted model, not a curated record.